CCUCCGCACCACACUUCUGAUGUUUUCGUGCACUGGAGGCUGGGGAUCUGCUGAGGUAGAGGAGAAGGUCAACUUCCGUGGAUGAGCUGCAGGAGACGACCUACCGCGUGAAACCCGCCCCUCCCUCCUGUCCUGUGCUGCGGUUGUUUGCAAUGAGACGCCAGGCAGGACCCCCACCACCAUAGACACGCACGCACGAGUGUGGGGGGGGGCGUGACAGCCACAUUUGCUGGAUUGUUUACCGGCUUCUUUGCUUGUAAUGCUCUCCAGUCUAAGGAAGAAGAAAGGUUGACUGCAGUCUUUGCAUUUCUCUCACCAGGAAGGAGUCGCUGCAGUGUCUGCAGGGGGUGGGGGGAGCUUUGAUUCCGGAGGCAUCAGCUGUCUGGACGCCCCCCAGCGCCAUGGUGGUCUUCAACGGGCAGCUGAAGAUCAGGAUUUGCGAGGCGCUGGACCUGAAACCCACGGCGUGGUCCCUGCGUCACGCCGUAGGGGGCAAGAGUCAGUCGACCUUCCUCCUGGACACCUACAUCGCCCUGAACGUGGACGACUCGCGAGUGGGUCAGACUUGCACCCGGCAGAGGACCAACAGCCCGACGUGGAAUGAUGAGUUCACCACGGAGGUGCACGACGGCCGCACCAUCGAGCUGUCCGUCUUCCAUGACGCGCCCAUCGGGUACGACGACUUCGUGGCCAACUGCGUCAUCCAGUUUGACGACAUCAUGCACAACCACAGCAAACACAUGGAGGACUGGGUGGACCUGGAGCCAGCAGGGCGGGUCUACGUGGUGAUUGACUUGUCAGGAUUGUCCUCUGAAGCGCCGGUCUCCAGCGACAACGACGAGCGGGUUUUUCGCCAGCGGUUGCAACCCAGGAAACGUCAGGGCGCCGUACGCCGCAGGGUUCACCAGGUGAAUGGACACAAGUUUAUGGCCACCUACCUGAGACAGCCCACCUACUGCUCCCACUGCAGGGACUUCAUAUGGGGCGUUUUGGGGAAGCAGGGCUACCAGUGCCAAGUGUGCACGUGUGUGGUCCACAAGCGCUGCCAUGAGCUCAUCAUCACCAAGUGUGCCGGCAUGAAGAAGCAGGAGGACAAGGUCCAGGAGCCGCUGGGCUCGCAGAGGUUCAGCGUAAACAUUCCACACAAGUUCAGCAUCCACAACUUUAAAGUUCUCACGUUUUGUGACCACUGUGGCUCCCUGCUGUGGGGUCUCCUGCGACAAGGCCUGCAGUGCAAAGUGUGUAAAGUCAGCGUGCACAAGCGCUGCCAGAGCAACGUGGCGCCAAACUGCGGCGUGGACGCGCGGGGCAUCGCUAAAGUCUUGUCGGACCUCGGAGUCACGCCGGACAAGAUCUCCAACAGCACGCAGAGACGGAAGAAGGCGUCACAUCCACAGGUUGUGUUUGAACAGCUUCCUCAGGUCCACGACCCCCAGCAGCUGCCUGCUUUACCCCAGACCCAAGAAGACCGCUCAAGAUCCGCCCCCACGUCCCCAUGUGACCCCGACUUGAAGGAGCUGGAGAACAUCCGGAAAGCUCUGUCCUUCGAUCACCGGGGGGAGGAGCUCUCUCCUACCCUCUCUGUUGCCGUAGUAACAGACACAGGGGGCGGCGGCGAGGGGGGGGUGAAAGAAAGCCAACAAAGAAACGGCAACGUGACAAGUCAUGCUGCUCCAGAGCUCCAGAGGAUGAACCUCUAUGACUUUGUGUUCAUCAAAGUUCUGGGAAAAGGAAGCUUUGGGAAGGUGAUGCUGGCGGAGCUGAAAGGCAGCGAGGAGGUGUACGCCGUCAAGGUGCUGAAGAAAGACGUCAUCCUGCAGGACGACGACGUGGACUGCACGCUGACGGAGAAGCGCAUCCUGGCGCUGGCCCGGAAACAUCCUUACUUAACCCAACUCUUCUGCUGCUUCCAGAACAAAGACCGCCUCUUCUUCGUGAUGGAGUACGUCAACGGAGGCGACCUGAUGUUUCAGAUUCAGCGCUCCAGGAAGUUUGAUGAGGCGCGAUCCCGUUUUUACGCCGCCGAGGUCACGUCCGCUCUCAUGUUCCUGCACCGGCAUGGAGUCAUAUACAGGGACUUGAAGCUGGACAACAUCCUGUUAGAUGCAGAGGGCCACUGUAAGUUAGCAGACUUUGGAAUGUGCAAGGAGGGAAUCCUCAACGGCGUCACCACCAACACCUUCUGUGGAACGCCAGACUACAUCGCCCCUGAGAUCCUGCAGGAGCUGGAUUACGGGCCUUCGGUGGACUGGUGGGCUCUGGGGGUGUUGAUGUACGAGAUGAUGGCGGGACAGCCCCCCUUCGAGGCUGACAAUGAAGACGACCUUUUUGAGUCCAUCCUCCACGAUGACGUCCUCUAUCCCGUCUGGCUCAGCAAGGAGGCCGUGUCCGUCCUCAGAGCGUUCAUGACCAAAAGUCCCAGCAAGCGUCUGGGCUGCGUGCUCACUCACGGCCUGGAAGAGGCCAUCAAGCUGCACCCCUUCUUCAGAGAGAUCGACUGGACGCUGCUGGAGGCGCGGAAGAUCACACCGCCAUUCAAGCCUCGGAUUAAAACCAAAAGGGACGUGAACAACUUCGACCAGGACUUCACGCGAGAAGAACCCGUCUUGACGCCGGUGGAGGACAGCGUGGUGAAGCAGAUCAACCAGGAUGAGUUCAAAGGUUUCUCCUACUUUGGAGAGCAAGCUGUGGCAUAGACGUGCACGCAGCAGCACAUCCAAGACAUGACGCCAUCUUUUCUUUGGACCACUCCAGGAAGUAUACUAGACCAUAUGCAUCGCCGCGUGUGACCUCUGUUGCUCAUCUACAUAAGUUGCGAAAUGAGCACACGUGUGUGUGUGUGUGUGUGUGUCUGUAGUUGAUCUCGACUCGGAGAUCAUUUGAAGUCCAGACACGUGUACAGGUCACAUUUGAAGCUCAUCUUGCUACGCACACACGUUCUGGAGUAAAGCCAACAUGCUUUUUUUGGUACUCGCUGCACUCCAUUUGUGUGCUGCUUUCGCUGUGGAGUUCAGCGUCUGAAACUUGGAAGAUGCUCCUGUGUCGAGGCACCGGCGUACGCUACACCGGCUUGCUCCACCCCCUGCAAACCCUCUGGCGUAGCGUGACGUGCAUCUCCAAUCUUACCUCACGCUGCGGUGAGGCGGACCAUAAAGGCUGUGAUUGGUCAGCAUGUAGUACAUUAUUUCCUGUGUUUCCACCACUUUUGUUUCAAAUUGUUUUAAUGAGCAGCACCACGGCCAUCGCCCAUUCAAAAGCCCGUCAAGAUAGUUGCUCAUUUAGAAUGGCUUCAACCACAGUGAGCGUGACCGAUUUACAGAUGUAUUUUUAAAUCAAUGGUAUUAUUUAAGUUCACAUUAUAACCCAACGUUUUGCCCACAUGUGUAGUGGUUAAAGAACUUUUAGUUUUGUUCCUUUUGCCCAUUUAAUGCUGUUUUAUGUCACUUCUUUGACUGACGCCCAAUUGGCAAUGUGGUUUUGAAUUGGCUUGAAAAUAAAUGUAUUGAAUGAACAUGUUGUGCAACAUGAACUUUACCAUAGAAACACUGACAUGUAAUGUUGAAGCGUGAGUGUUUAAAAUGAAUUACACUUCUUCAGAUUUGUGAAGAAGAUUGUGUGUACUUACGAAGGAUUCAUCAUCAACUUGGUCAACGUCAUUUGUAUUGAAUGAAUGGAUGAAUGAACACACUUUCUCCUCCAAUUUCAGAUCAACAUUUGAAAUCAGUGUUAUCAUGUGUGGAUUUGUUCCAGCUGCAAUAACUAAUACGUCUCCAAAGUGCGGCCCAGCGGCCAUUUGCUGCACGAAGUUUGUUUUUUAUGGUCCCGGAGCACAUUGCAAAAGUAAAAGGAACAAAAAAGCAGCAAAAAUGUGAAAAAUAGAGUAAAAGGUAUCAACUAAUCAUCCCACAAAGCUUUGUCUUUAAAUACACAACACUUUGUUUGCCUUUUUACAAAACUAAAAAAUAUAUAUAUAUAUACAAAUAUCAAAAUGACAUUAUUUGAUCCCUCCAGCAUGCCCGAAACACCUCACCAGGGAGGCGUCCUGGAGGCAUUCGGACUAGAUGAAGACCUAGGACACGCUGGAGGGAUUAUGUCUCACAGCUGGCCUGGGAACGCCUUGGUGUCCUCCCGGUGGAGCUGGAGGAGGUAGUCGGGGACCGGGAAGUCUGGGCUUCCCUACUAAGACUGCUGCCCCCGCGACCUGGACCCAGAUAAGCUGAGGAAAAUGGAAUGGAAUUAUGUGAUUUUUGAGUACGUGCCCCCUUCAGUGGAAAAUGUUUGUCUUUUUUUCAAUGUUGGCAUGUCUCACCCUUGACCUCUUCAUUCUCAAAAUGCUGUGUGUUCAUGUGUAUAUGUGUGUGUGAGUUUGUGUCCUUCACCAAAUGUAGGAAUGGAAAUGUCCCAAGUGUACAAAACAACAAAAGUACAGUCAAGUACAAUUUGAUGUUCUAAAUACAUUUUUUGAACAUCAUUAGAGUCCUGUAGAACAUGAAAUAACACCCCUAUAGUCACCAUUACACUCACACAUGCUAUAUUAUUCAUUCUACAGUCUACGCCACAUUGCCACAAGCUAGCAAACUAACAAGCUAGCAAGGUAAACAGUUAGCCUCAAAUUUAUUUAUUCUACACUUAAGAAUCCAAAAAUGUACCACUUCCACACAGGAUGGGAGAAGAACUUUUUGUUCAGUCUAUCAUGUGAGACAUCCCAUGGCUGACUUCAUGACUUCAUGCAGUGUUACGUUAAUGUCAUGCAAGCUAGUUGCUCAUCAAUAUUUUGUGUCAUUAUUGCCACCUAGUGACCACAAUACGACAUAUCACCUGUAUUUCAAUAUGUUUUGACUAAUAAUAGACCAUAGUCUACCACCCAACUGAUCAUAUAUUCAUUCCUUUCUGAAAAAGUGUGAUACACUCCUGAUCGAAAUCUUAGGACCAGUUGAAAAAUGGCUAGAAUUUGCAUUUUGCACAUUUGGAUCUGAUUGAGGUUUUAAGGAGAGCUACAAUAUGCAAAAACAAGAAGGGGGAGUGAGACAAAAAAAAUUGGAGCUUGUAAUUUAAACAAAAAAAACAAAAUGAAAUAGGUUUUUUAUCACCUGAUCAAAAGUUUAGGACCGCACGCUAUAAAAGCAAAAUCUGCUCAAAAUGUUCAUUUUGUGUCAGGCAUUCACACUGUCAUGCCCUCCUGAUGGUAAAGCUAAGAAGCUCUCUCUUUUUCAACGUGUUCGGAUUGUGGAGCUGCAUAAGCAAGGCCUCUCACAGCGUGCCAUGGCUGCUGAGGUUGGGUGCAGUAAAUCAGUCAUUCUACGUUUUUUUUUAAGAUCCUGAGCAUUAUGGAACAAAAAAGUCAAGUGGUAGACCCAACAAAAUCACACCUGCGCUGAGCUGGAGGAUCCAAUUGGCUGUCCAUCAAGACACAGGGUGGUCUUCCACCCACAUGAAGGCCUUACUGGUGCCGACUGCAGCGCAAUAACCAUCAGACGCCAUCUGCGGGAAAAGGGUUUAAAAAACAAAUUCAAAGACCUCGUUUCCUUCAACGCCACAAAAGUGCCCGUUUAGUCUUUGCCAGGGAGCAUCAAAAAUGGGACAUUGAAAGGUGGAAAAAAUGUAACCUUGACGGUCCAGAUGGCUUCCAUCAUUACUGGCAUGACAAGGAGAUCCCACCUGAGAUGUUUUCUACCCGGCACAGUGGAGGGGGUCCAUCAUGAUCUGGGGUGCUUUUUCAUUCAGUGGAACUUCAGGUGGUGCGGGGUCGUCAAACGGCGGCUGCUUACGUGCAGAUGUUGCAGCGGGCAUCCCUCAUGACUGAGGGCCCUCGUCUGUGUGGUAACAGCUGGGUUCUUCAACAGGACAACGCUGCAGUUCACAAUGCUGGCUUGACCAAGGACUUCUUCAGGGAGAAUAACAUCACUCUUUUGGACCAUCCUGCAUGUUCCCCUCAUUUCAAUCCCAUAGAGAACAUUUGGGGAUGGAUGGCAAGGGAAGUUUAUAAAAAUGGCCAUCAGUUCCAGACAGUUGAUGCCCUUGGUGAAGCCAUCUCCACCACUUGGAGCAAUGUUCCCACUAGCCUCCUGAAAACACUCGCAUCAAGCACGCCCAAAGCCAUUUUUGAAGUGAUGAACAAGAACGGUGGAGCUACUCAUUACUGAGUCCUACUGACAACAUUUUUUGUUCUGGUUUGGAGAGUUUUUUGUUCUUUUUUGAGCGAUGGCUUUAAACUUUUGAUCAUCUGAUAAACAGCCUAUUUCAGUUGAAUUGUUGUUUUCAAUAAAUGACUUUUUCAAAGUGCUUUUUGUCUCACUCCCCCUUCUUGUUUUUGCAUUUUGUAGCUCUGCUUAAAACCUCAUUAAGAUCCAAAUGUGCAAAAUGCUAAUUCUAGCAAUUUUCAAUUGGUCCUAAGAUUUUGAUCAGGAGUGUAUAGCGAGCGAUGUAUUGCUGAAUGCGCACUCUCAUGUGUGUUAUUUCUUAUUGGAUGUUUAUUGUGUGUGUGUGUGUGUGUGUGUGUGUGUUUUGGUGGAUCGGAUGAGAAAUGUGAGCGUGGUAUGUUAUGGUAUUGUAACGUAUGGUAUGGUGUAUGGUACUGCAUGGUAUGGUAUGGUAUGGUGUGGUGUAAUUUAUGGUAGUUCCUGUCCAAAAGAAGCAUGUGGAAUAUUCAUAUAUUGUGUGUGUGUCCUUUUUGCCGUCUGACAUUAAAAAGUUUUUUCAAGCAUUGUCUUUGUCAACUUUCAAAGUGUCAAAUGGCAAAAAGCAUUUGGGCCAAAACAUUUUUCCAAAUCAAGUGUCAAUCAUCCUCUAGCACCUC
Messenger RNA from Dunckerocampus dactyliophorus (ringed pipefish), 6796 nucleotides. RefSeq names its product protein kinase C epsilon type-like. The transcript has 15 exons. The record is from RefSeq and is a predicted model, not a curated record. Lineage: Eukaryota; Metazoa; Chordata; Actinopteri; Syngnathiformes; Syngnathidae. The coding region runs from base 402 to 2696 and encodes 764 amino acids. Gene Ontology annotation, biological process: intracellular signal transduction; peptidyl-serine phosphorylation. Gene Ontology annotation, molecular function: diacylglycerol-dependent serine/threonine kinase activity; ATP binding.